CACCGUCUGUUGAGAAGAAAAUAGGCCUAAAAGGCAAAAAUGAACUAUUGAACACACUAUCUUGUAUCUAUCUAUCGAUUUAGCCAAAACAACUCGAAAUCCAUUCAAGACGUUUGACGCGCAGGAACGUGCGCACAUAAAAGGCUAUAAGGAAACCACAUUUCAUUUCAGAAUUGGUUAAAAUUAUGUUAGGAUCAGGGUUUAGAUAAGGACGCCAAACGACAGAAGAAGGCAGAAGAACUUCUAUUGACUGAAGCAAGUUUUAGGACAAAUGCCUUCAGAAUCAUCAAUAUAAUGAUUGAACUAUGCGGAGAGAACCCUGGCUGUAAGGUGCAUGUGGAUGAGGUAUGUAUGCAUUUGAAGGUGUCAUUGGAUAGUUUAUCUUCUUUUCCUGCAUAAAACGACCUCAAAAAAUAUGAAUAAAUGGAUGGAUGGAUGGAUGGAGUCAUCCAGAAAUUAGGGUUAUGCAUCCAAAGAGACAAUCAUUUAAUUUGUACUUCUCAUAGCAAACCUGUGUUUGUCUCUAAGAUUCUCCACAGCAUCUUCUUCUUAGGUUUAUUUCGUAAACCCCAAAAAUGCACCCCCCACGAUAUCCUUGGUGAAUUUAUGCCUGCAGUGAAGGAGAUUUUCUCGGGACCAUUUGAGAAUUACACAAGUAAACUGCCAAAACGGACUCCGUUCUCCUCUGUGCUGGAUAUGGUGGUCUCCUUGCUUGGACCAGACAUAGAGAUCAAUAUACUGGUGGAGAGACUGCAGGAAAUCGCCAAUCGCAUGUCAGAACCCAAUAGUAAAUACAAGUUCAACUCCUCAACCAUCUGUGUCUCUCAAAGGAAUGAUGUUCAAAGAAGUUACUAUGGAGCGUCCAUGUCCUGCAAUGGGAAGCAAGAAGGACAGAUCAUGGUUGCUGUGUCCUGUCUGAGUACCUGGCACUGCGGUGUAUCCAAUGCCGUGAUGACAUACAAGCCAGAUAAGAACAAGAGAAAGAACUUUGAUGGCACCAUGAAACUACAAGAGUAUGUAAAGUGCCAGGCUUCCAAUGUGAAGAGUGGGGAGGAGAUGUCUCCUUGCAGGUCCUGUGGUCAUCUUUUUGGUCUGGAGAAACCAAGCAAUCAGAUGUGGCCCUAUGGGAACUGCGCAGAGGCAGAGAGCUUGAGCAAACUGCUCUAUGGAGAGGAAGAGAUUGUUAAGAAUGUAGUACCAUCAGUUGAUUGCAAAAUGCGAGAGCAAGUGGUGAACGAGGUAAAGGCUCACCUGGAAGAGAUGCUCAAAGAGUCAGAAUUUCAAUGGGAUUCUUCCUAUUACAUUCCACAGUAGAUUGUCAGAGAAACGCAUGUGCGCACACGAACACACACACUAAGUUUACAGAUAUACAGAUGCACAUUCCUACUGUGACACACAGAUCCAAAACAUGAAACAUAUAAUUAUAGCUUGUUGCGGAGCUAGCAACAUGUGAUUUGUGGCUGACAGCUAGCAUUGAAACAUUGCCAAAGCAGUGAACCACUCUGUGCAUGUAGUAUACAGUAUAACUGCUAGGCUACAGCUAUCGGCUCUUAUCAAUGACAUCUGUGAGGUAGAUGGUUAUUUUAGAAGGGACCGUUGUUUAGAGUACCUCAUGGAGAUACCUGAAAUUGAAUUUAAUAUUCUAGUCUAGACAAAGCAUUUAACAUAUAUAUAUUUUUUAAGAUUAUUUUAAUUGGCAUUUUAAACUUUAUUUCUGUAUACUCUAGUUAUUAAUGUACAUUUUACUCAUCUGUAACAAAUUACUAAUACUGUAAACGUUGGUGUGAAUUCAUGUCUGGGUUGAUUUCUAGCUAUGUGAGGAAUUCAUCUAAUAAAGGAACUUACAUUGUAACCAUUGUAA
Molecule: messenger RNA, 1861 nt
Organism: Oncorhynchus keta (chum salmon)
Lineage: Eukaryota; Metazoa; Chordata; Actinopteri; Salmoniformes; Salmonidae
Exons: 4
Coding region: 424-1314 (296 amino acids)
Source: RefSeq, a predicted model, not a curated record